AUGCCACCAAAAAAGACACGUAAAGGAGCUACAGGAGAUGGCAAAACUAAGGCAAAUAAAAGAGUUGAGAGAGCCGAUUACAAAGAGACCUUUAAGAAGAAACAAGUUGGUGUGUCGGACAUGACAAUGUUGAGUAAAAUUAAUAAUGAAGCUAUCAAUGAUAAUUUGAAGAAAAGAUUUGAAAACCAUGAAAUAUAUACAUAUAUUGGAAAUGUGUUGAUUAGUGUUAAUCCUUUUAAAGAUUUGGGAAUAUAUACGGAUGAGAUUUUAAAAAGUUAUGUUGGGAAAAAUCGACUUGAAAUGCCUCCACAUGUAUACGCAGUUGCGGAAUCAGCUUAUUAUAGUAUGAAUAGUUAUAAAGAAAAUCAAUGCAUUAUUAUUAGUGGGGAAUCUGGUGCUGGCAAAACAGAGGCCGCAAAAAGGAUUAUGCAAUAUAUUGCGACUGUAAGUGGUGAAAGAUCUUCCUCCAUCAAAGAAAUUAAAGAUAUGGUUCUUGCCACAAAUCCUCUUUUGGAAAGUUUUGGAUGUGCCAAGACACUUAGAAAUAAUAAUUCAAGUCGUCAUGGUCGUGUUGUUGGUCAAAUUGAGAAUGAAAGGAAUUUUCAUAUUUUCUAUCAGUUCACUAAGGCAGCAUCUGAUGAAUAUAGAACACAAUUUGGUAUUGAAGGACCUGAAAGUUAUUUAUACACAAAUAAAAGUGGUUGUUUAGAUGAUGCUAUGAAUGUUAUUGGUCUCACACAAGAUGAACAAAUUGAUAUUUUUCGAAUGUUGUCCAUAGUUUUGUGGUUAGGAAAUGUGACAUUUGAAGAUGGGGACGAUGGAGGUUCUGUAAUUACCGAUGAAAAUGUCACGAAUUUUAUUGCUUAUAUAAUGGAAGUUGAUGCAGACACUUUAAAUAAAGUAUUGACUAGUCGUACCCUUGAGGUGGGGGGUCGUAGGACUUCAGUGUUUGACGUUCCUUUAAAUCCAGUUCAGGCAUUAGCUGUUCGAGAUGCUCUUGCCAAAGCUAUUUACAAUAACUUAUUUGAAUGGAUUGUUGAACGUAUUAAUUCUGCUCUUCGCUCUCGAACUACUUCCUCUUAUGUCAUUGGUGUUCUUGACAUUUAUGGUUUUGAGAUUUUUGAUGAGAAUAGUUUUGAACAAUUAUGUAUUAAUUAUGUCAACGAGAAACUUCAACAGAUUUUUAUUGAACUUACUCUCAAAACGGAACAAGAAGAAUAUGUUAGAGAGAAAAUCAAGUGGACACCCAUAUCAUUCUUUAAUAAUAAGGUGGUUUGUGAUCUAAUCGAAGAAAAGCGUCCACCAGGAAUUUUUGCUGCCUUAAAUGACGCAUGUGCCACCGCACAUGCUGAUUCUGACGCUGCUGAUAAUUCUUUUGUACAAAGACUUGGUUCUCUAGGUUCCAAUCCACAUUUUGAGUCAAGAGGAAACAAAUUCUUAAUUAAACAUUAUGCAGGAGAUGUGCUUUAUUCCAUACCCCAAAUGACUGAUAAAAAUAAGGAUCAAUUGGUGAAGGAUUUGUUAGAGUUAAUAGCAACUACUAGUAAUGGAUUUUUAAAUCAACUUUUCCCUCAUCAAGUCAACCGAGAUAAUAAAAAACGACCUCCUACAGCUAGUGAUAAAAUUAAGUCAUCAGCAAACUCUUUGGUAAAUAAUCUCAUGCAAGCACAACCAUCUUACAUUCGAACCAUAAAACCUAAUCAAAAUAAAAGUCCAUCAGAGUACGACCAAAAAAUUGUGUUGCAUCAAAUUAAAUAUUUAGGUUUGAAUGAAAAUAUUAGAGUUAGGCGUGCUGGUUUUGCUUAUCGGCAAACAUUUGAAAAGUUUAUAGAAAGAUUUUAUUUAUUAUCAAAAAAAACGUCGUAUGCCGGAGAGUGUAUUUGGGAGGGUGAUUCAAAGUCUGGUUCCUCAUGUAUUUUGAAAGAAUGUGGUAUUGCCACUGAAGAAUGGCAAAUGGGUGUUACCAAAGUAUUUAUUCGUCAUCCUGAAACUAUUUGGGCAUUGGAGCAUCUUCGUGACAGAUAUUGGCAUAACAUGGCACUACGUAUACAACGUGCUUAUCGAAAUUAUGUUAGAUACAAGAUUGAAUGUGCUAUUCGUAUACAAAGAUGUUGGAGGAAGAAUAAAGAUCAAAUAGUUUAUGUACAAUUACGCGAUUCUGGUCAUGAGAUUUUGGCAGGACGUAAAGAGAGGCGAAGAUUUAGCUUGAUAAGUAUGAGAAAAUUUACAGGAGAUUAUUUAAAUGUUGGAGUUUCUGGUGGUAGUGAAGAUGCUAUCCGAAAUGCUUGUAAUCUUGGUGCAAAUGAAAAUGUAGCAUUUAGUAGUAAGAUUCAGUUACUUGUCUCGCGACUUGGUAGAUCUAGUAGACCAAGUCCCAGAUAUUUGGUUUUGACAGACAAAUCCAUAUACUUGUUAAUUUCACAGAUCGAAAGAAAACUUUUGACAAUUACGGUUGAACGAAAUAUAUCUCUGCUUGCCGUAACAAGAGUUAGUUUAUCAAAUCUUCGUGAUGAUUGGGUGGUGUUACACGUCAAUAAUCCAACCAAAGAAUUAGGAGAUCCUAUAUUUUCAUGUUAUUUUAAGACCGAAUUUCUUGUGCACUUGCGUCAACUUACUGGGUCAAGGAUUAACAUUGAUAUUACAAACUCCAUAGAAUACACGAAAAAAAUAAAUAAAACUGCUAAUAUCAAAUUUAUUAAAGAUGAAAAUGUCAAGAAAGACGAUAUUUAUAAGAGUCAUACUGUACACGUGUGUACGGGUGAGCCAGCAAAUAGCGUGUCGGAUCCUCCCUGUCCCAGAAAAGAAUCACCUUCGAAACCCAAAGCCACCACUCGUCCAAAAAAAAAUGUUACAAAACCAGCAACUAGAGGUGUUUCACAAAAAACUCCUAAAGUGGUUUCGACUUCAUCCAGAUCAACAACUUCUAGCGGUUCUAAUGAAUCAGUUUCACGAAGAUUAUCGAGUACAAGUCAAUCAUCAUCAAGAGGGAGUCGACCUGCACCGCCACCACCUCCUCCACAAUCGCCAUCAAAAGAACCUACAUACAAAGCGAAAUUCGAUUUUGUAACGGAAGAUACUGGCGAAUUAUCAUUUAAGAAAGAUGAUAUAUUAGAAAUUAUGCAAAAAGAUGAUAAUGGAUGGUGGUUAGCUAAGAAAGAUGGAGAAAAAGGUUGGGUACCAAGUAAUUAUUUAGAGGAGGUUAAGGUUACACCUAAAGCUGUACCAGUUCCGGCCAAGCGUAAGCCACCACCUGUUGCACCAACCCAACGGCAACAACGAUCAUCUUUGACUACAAGAAAGGAUGUAGAAAGUGAUAAAGAGCCACAAACUUCGACCAAUUCGGACGCUGGUACAAAAAAUAAAUAUAGGAAUAAUGCGUCAAACAAUUCACCAGUGGCAGUAUUUCCAGGAAUGGCUUCCGGGGGUGUUCCUUCAUGGAAAAAAACAAAUAAGGCUGCUGAAAACCACGAAGAAGCAGAAUCCGACCAACCAGUUACACCGGCAAGACCUACUGCAACCAACUAUUCGGGUCGUAAAGCAGUACCUUCAAUACAAUCCAAACCAAAUAUUCCAACAAAAAGUGUUUCAUCAAAACCAUCUUCUAGUGGAGAAAGACCAGUUCCUCCUCCCAGACCUGAGAGUAGUGGAACAAAACCUUCACAAUCUAAACUUACUCCUCAACAAUCUCUUGCUGAAGCGAUAUUGUGA
Molecule: messenger RNA, 3708 nt
Organism: Diversispora eburnea
Lineage: Eukaryota; Fungi; Glomeromycota; Glomeromycetes; Diversisporales; Diversisporaceae
Source: the annotation of a GenBank genome assembly